This is a messenger RNA of Magnolia sinica, 5605 nucleotides long. Its product is annotated as brefeldin A-inhibited guanine nucleotide-exchange protein 1. Gene Ontology annotation, cellular component: trans-Golgi network. The record is from RefSeq and is a predicted model, not a curated record. Gene Ontology annotation, molecular function: guanyl-nucleotide exchange factor activity. The transcript is spliced from 11 exons. The coding region runs from base 261 to 5426 and encodes 1721 amino acids. Gene Ontology annotation, biological process: regulation of ARF protein signal transduction. Lineage: Eukaryota; Viridiplantae; Streptophyta; Magnoliopsida; Magnoliales; Magnoliaceae.
CUGCCUCCUUCCCACAGUCGCAAUCGCGCCAUUGCCCGUUCCUCGCCAAAUGACCAAAAUGCCCUCGGAUGUCAAAAUGACCGAAAUGCCCUUAUUGUCCACACCAGCCACCCCCAACAAAAUCCCACUGCAAAGGAUGACGAAGUCAUAAUCAGAUGGAGAGCUCCUCUCGUCUCUCCCCAUUCCUACUCCCACGCUGCGUACCAAACCCUAGAUCUCAAAUCUCCAAACCCUAACCCAAGAUUCUCCAUCUCUCUCUCAUGACAUCUUCUUCCCAAACCCUAGCGGGCCCUUCCCGCCCUGGCCGCUUCCUGGGCCCAUCCCUCGACAAGAUCAUCAAGAACGUUGCUUGGCGCAAGCACUCCGCCCUCGUCUCCGCUUCCAAAUCCGCCCUUGAUCUCCUCGCCACCCUGUCCGAUUCCCCCUAUCCAAUCCCCUCCUCUUCGAUCCCUUACAUCUCCCCCGCUGAUGCUAAUGCCCUCCUCCACCCUCUCAUCCUGGCCAUCGAAUCGGCGUCCCCCAAGAUCACCGAGCCCGCUCUUGAUUGUACACAGAAGCUCAUCUCCCAUGGCCUCAUUCGCUGCGAGAUCGCCCCCGUGGACCCUGCUGAUGCUGGCUCAUCCAAUGUGGCCUCCCGCCUCCUUGACUCCAUCUGCCGCUGUGGCGGUGUUGGCGACGACGCAGUUGAGCUUGCCAUCAUCCGUGCCCUGCUCUCCGCUGUUCGGUCCCCAUCGCUGCUGAUUCGUGGGGAGUGUCUAGUCCAGAUCGUCAAGAGCUGCUACAAUGUGUACCUCGGCAGCCUCAGCGGGACUAACCAGAUCUCUGCGAAGGCGGCCCUGGCACAGAUCGUGGCGAUUGUCUGUGCGAGGGUCGAGGCUGAUUCGAUGGUUGCCGAGAUCCGGACUAUCUCAGUCGCUGAAUUGCUGGAGCUCUCGGAUAAGGGGUUAAAUGAGCCAAGCUUUGUUCAGUCUGUGCAGAAUUUCAUCAGUGAGGCAGUUGAUGGAUAUGAAGGGGAUCCCAUCAUUUUGAAUUCAAGCCCACAGUCAGAACCACGGGACGGCUGUAAUUCAGGUGUGAAUGGGACGGGUGAAUGUGGCAAUGGGGAGUCAAAUGAUGGGGGCGAUUUGGGUGGUGGGAGUACAAUUAGGGAAGAUGGGUUCUUUCUGUUCAAGAAUCUCUGCAAGUUUUCGAUGAAGUUCUCAACGCAGGAGAAUCCGGAAGACCAUCUGAUCUUAAGAGGGAAGGUUCUGUCCCUGGAGCUACUGAGGGUUGCAAUUGAUAAUGCUGGUUUAUUAUGGCGCACCAACGAGAGGUUUCUUGGUGCUAUCAAGCAAUAUCUCUGCUUAUCAUUGUUGAAGAAUAGUGCAUUGUCGGCAAUGAGUAUUUUUCAACUUCUGUGUUCUAUUUUCAUGAGCUUGUUGUCAAAGUUUAGAUCAGGAUUGAAGGCAGAAGUUGGGAUUUUUUUCCCCAUGCUUAUUCUCCGAGUUCUUGAAAAUGUGCUUCAGCCUAGUUUUUUGCAGAAAAUGACAGUUCUCAACUUGCUGGAAAAGAUCUGUCAGGAUUCACAACUAAUCAUCGACAUUUUUGUGAACUAUGAUUGUGAUGUGGAUUCACCAAAUAUUUUUGAGAGGACCGUCAAUGGCCUUCUAAAGACCGCAUUAGGUGUGCCUCCUGGUUCCACCACAACGUUGUCUCCAGCCCAGGAUACAACAUUCCGGAUUGAAUCUGUUAAGUGCUUGGUUGCUAUCAUUAAGACAAUGGGGGCUUGGAUGGACCAACAACUGCGGAUUGCAGACUACUAUCCAUCAAAAAACCUUGAAAUUGAUAUGUCUUCCGAGAACCAAUAUGCUGUUAAUGGGGAAGAAGGUACUGCCAACGAUUAUGAGUUACAUGCUGAAGGAAAUUCUGAGCUAUCAGAAGCUGCCACGCUUGAACAACGGCGAGCUUACAAAAUAGAAUUUCAGAAAGGUAUUUCACUAUUCAAUAGGAAACCAUCCAAGGGCAUUGAAUUUCUAAUAAAUGCCAAGAAAAUUGGUAGUUCUCCUGAAGAAGUGGCUGUGUUUCUGAAAAACACCACUGGUCUGAAUGAAACAAUGAUUGGAGACUAUUUAGGUGAAAGGGAGGAAUUCCCUUUGAAAGUUAUGCAUGCAUAUGUGGACUCGUUAAAUUGUGAAGGGAUGGACUUCGGCCAAGCCAUUAGGUUUUUCUUACGGGGCUUCAGGUUGCCUGGUGAGGCACAGAAGAUUGACCGUAUCAUGGAAAAGUUUGCAGAACGUUACUGUAAAUGCAACCCGAGUUCUUUUUCCAGUGCAGACACUGCCUAUGUUCUUGCUUAUUCUGUGAUAAUGCUCAACACAGAUGCACAUAAUAACAUGGUCAAAGACAAGAUGUCAAAGGCUGAUUUCAUUCGUAAUAAUCGAGGGAUUGAUGAUGGUAAAGAUUUACCGGAAGAGUAUCUGGGUUCCUUGUAUGAUCAGAUCGUGAAAAAUGAAAUAAAAAUGAAUGCAGAGUCUUCAGCUCAAGAGAGCAAACAGGCCAACAGUAUCAAUAAGCUAUUGGGCCUCGAUAAUAUACUCAAUUUAGUCACUUGGAAACAGGAAGAGGAAAAAGCAUUAGGUGCUAAUGGUGUACUAAUAAAGCACAUACAAGAGCAGUUUAAAGCAAAGAAAGGCAAAUCAGAGUCUGUUUUCUAUGCUGUUACGGAUGCAGCCAUACUGAGAUUUAUGGUGGAGGUUUGCUGGGCUCCCAUGCUGGCUGCAUUUAGUAUGACUCUUGAUCAAAGUGAUGACACAGCUGCUACAUUUCAGUGCUUGCAGGGCUUCCACUAUGCUGUGCAUGUCACUUCAGUAAUGUGCAUGCAAACACAAAGGGAUGCUUUUGUUACAACUGUGGCCAAAUUUACGUACCUCCAUUGUGCUGCUGACAUGAAGCAAAAGAAUGUUGACGCUGUGAAGACCAUUAUGACCAUUGCCAUUGAAGAUGGUAACUACCUACAGGAAUCCUGGGAGCACAUAUUAACGUGCCUUUCGCGGUUUGAGCAUCUACAACUGCUGGGAGAGGGUGCUCCACCCGAUGCUUCCUUCUUCGCAAUACCUCGCUCUGACGCAGAUGAAAAACCACAGAAAUCACCAGUUUUUCCAUCCAUAAAGAAAAAAGGAAAUGCUCUUCAAAGCCCAGCUGUAAUGGCUGUCGUUCGAGGAGGCUCUUAUGAUAGUACUACUGUUGGAGUUAAUGCCUCAGGGCUGGUUACUCCUGAACAGAUCAAUAAUUUUAUUUCCAACUUGAAUCUGCUAGACCAGAUUGGGAAUUUUGAGCUUAACCACAUAUUUGCUCAUAGCCAAAGGUUGAACAGUGAGGCCAUAGUAGCUUUUGUGAAGGCUCUUUGCAAGGUUUCCAUGGCAGAGUUGCAAUCUCCAACCGAUCCUCGUGUUUUCAGCCUUACAAAAAUUGUUGAAAUUGCGCAUUAUAAUAUGAACCGCAUCAGAUUGGUGUGGACUCGCAUAUGGAAUGUUCUUUCUGACUUCUUUGUCUCAGUUGGAUUAUCAGAAAAUCUCUCUGUUGCAAUAUUCGUGAUGGAUUCAUUGCGACAGCUGGCUAUGAAAUUUUUGGAGCGUGAGGAGCUGUCAAAUUAUAAUUUCCAGAAUGAAUUUUUGAGACCUUUUGUGAUUGUUAUGCAGAAAAGCGGCUCUGCUGAAAUUAGGGAAUUGAUUGUUCGAUGCAUUUCUCAGAUGGUUCUGAGUCGUGUCAAUAAUGUAAAAUCAGGCUGGAAAAGUGUCUUCAUGGUUUUCACUACUGCAGCUGCUGAUGAACGCAAGAAUAUUGUCUUGUUGGCUUUUGAGACCAUGGAAAAAAUAGUUCGAGAUUAUUUUCCCUACAUAACUGAGACAGAGACUACAACCUUCACUGACUGUGUUAGAUGUCUCAUUACCUUCACAAAUAGCAGAUUCAAUAGUGAUGUCAGCCUCAAUGCUAUUGCAUUCCUUAGAUUCUGUGCUGUUAAGCUUGCUGAAGGAGGAGUGGUUUUCUAUGAAAAGAACAAUGAAAGCGGGUCAUCGAUAUCAGUAGAUGGGGAUGGUUCAGAUGGACAUACUUUUACAGAUAAAGAUGAUCAUGUCUACUUUUGGGUGCCAUUGCUCACAGGAUUAUCAAAACUAACAACAGAUCCCAGACCGGCGAUUAGAAGAAGUUCUUUGGAAGUGCUUUUUAAUAUUUUAAAGGAUCAUGGACAUCUUUUCUCCCGCACAUUCUGGAUAGGUGUUUACAGAUCUGUUAUUUUCCCUAUAUUCAAUAAAGAACAACAAAUGAAGAGACGCGUAGAUUUGAAUGGUGGCCAGCUUUCACCUGAUCGUGACUCCUCAGGAAAUGAGGAAAAUUCUUGGAGUUCCGAAACGUAUGUGGUGGCAGCACAAUGUCUGGUGGACAUAUUUGUUAGUUUCUUUGAUGUUGUGCGGUCGCAGCUACCAAAUGUUGUUUCAGUUCUCACAAAUCUUAUAGGAAAUUCAAAUCAGAGCACAGCUAGCACAGGGGUAGCUGCGUUGUUGCGUUUGACAGGAAACCUUGGCAGCAAACUUUUAGAAGAAGAAUGGAACCAGAUUUUUCUAUCACUUAAGGAUUCGGCCGCAUCGACAUUGCCCGAAUUUUUGAAGGUUAUGAGAAUCAUGGAUAAUAUUGAUAUACCUGUUGUUGCUCAAGCAUAUUCAGAUGCAGAAUUAUAUUCAGAUCAUGGAUUUGAUUGUGACGAUGUGGAGGAUGACAGUCUGCAAGCAGCUUCUUAUGUAGUUGGCAGAAUGAAAGGUCAUAUAGCCGUGCAAUUACUCAUUAUACAGGUUAUAACAGAGCUUUAUAGGACACACCAACACUCCUUAUCAGCAGCCAACAUAAAAAUCCUUCUGGAGAUAUUUUCAUCAGUUGCAUCCCAUGCGCAUGAACUGAAUUCGGAGUCCAUCCUACAGAGGAAGCUGCAGAGAGUAUGUUCCGUCUUUGAGAUCUCGGAGCCACCUGUGGUGCACUUUGAGAAUGAGUCGCACCAAAGCUACCUGAACUUCAUCCAAGCUCUCGUUAAAGAAAGCCCAUCUCUGUUCGCAGAGAUGGGAAUGGAAUCUCAACUCGUAGCACUCUGUGAAAAGAUCCUGCAGAUGUACCUGAACUGUGCGGCACAGCAUCUCCCAGCCAACCAGCUGACCCUGCAUUGGGUACUCCCAUUAGGGUCUGCGAAGAAGGAAGAAUUGGCAGCGCGGACUCCUUUAGUUGUGUUAGCAUUAGAGGUAUUGGCAAGUGUGGAAAAGGAUUCAUUCAGGAGACAUUUGUCGCACUUCUUCCCGUUGUUAGUGAAUCUCAUACGCUGUGAGCACAGCUCAGGAGAGGUGCAGCGCAUUCUAAGUAACAUGUUCCUGUCAUGUAUAGGCCCGAUAAUAAUGGAUUUGUGAUACAUGCCUCCCAAUCCUGAAAUGCAUUUAUUUUUCUUCGCCAAUCUCCCUCCAUGUUUUGAUCUCCUUCCGUGACUGGAGCAUGAGUCGUGCUUUAUUUUUGUAGAUUAUGCAGGCAAAAGAGGAAGAUGGUUUUCUGUAUAUACAAUCAUUGAGCGAUAUAUGUUUGUGUUUUUUUU